Diutina rugosa is the source of this 1138-nucleotide messenger RNA. RefSeq lists its product as uncharacterized. The record is from RefSeq and is a predicted model, not a curated record. The annotation marks the transcript as partial. Gene Ontology annotation, molecular function: nucleic acid binding; ATP binding. The transcript has a single exon. NCBI's taxonomy places the organism in Eukaryota, Fungi, Ascomycota, Pichiomycetes, Serinales, Debaryomycetaceae.
AUGGGGUACCAGCCCAACCUGCAUGACUACUUGGUGUUUCCCCNCAAGGGAAUGGUACUCGUGCAUUUCUUCAAUCAGAAGUCGAAGCGGUUUAAGAACAAGGGGAUCAUGCGGUUUCUUCCGGAAGAAGUGUCGCAUAUUCUCUUUAAGAUUUUCCGGUUUGCGUUCCCCAUUUACCGAUUCACUCCCGACGACAUGGGGUACCAGCCCAACCUGCAUGACUACUUGGUGUUUCCCCAGAAUAGGACUUGGGUCCCCAGUUGUCUCAAGGAGAUGUGGCUGCGUUAUUUUGGCAUCGAGGAUGCGUCGCUCCAGAACUUCCGACACAUUAUGAGUGCCCUCUUUUGCAUGUUGAAGCUCAACGUGGCCGAGUUUGCUGAUGUUGGUGAUGACAUUGAUAAUGAGGACUACGACGGUGACAACGACCCGCUUGCGGCGGACGUUGACCUUCUCACUUUGUUCCGUGAUCAAUUUGGACACACGGGUCAAACUGCCAACGAGUUUUACGGGGCAGGGGCUUAUACCAUCUCCACUUUGAGUGAAAUCGAGAUAGCCGUUCGCCACAAAACCUGUGUGAAGAUACAGCGGUUGAUGGGGUUUGCCCCGCCCGAAAAGCAGUAUUCGACGGCUGGUGCUAUUCGGUUGGGAGAAUUGGAACAAGCCAACGCCGUGAUGAACGCCGACUACGACAAAUUGUUUCUGGAGCACUUCCCCGCCUACCGUAACACCCAGAAGUUGCUUAUCGAAGCCACCACGAAAAAGUCUACCACCAGGUCCAUUGUGCUCGGCAUUGUACCCACUGGUGGUGGCAAGACUGCGUCGUUUUGCAUUCCCGCGAGCUGGAUUUCGGCCAAUGUCACAAUCGUCCUAGUCCCCACGGUGGCGCUUGAAAUCUCCAUGGUUGACGACAUUAAUCGGACGUACACACACGUCAACGCCUACAGAUACCGCGACUUUCAAGGGCUGGUGCCCGCCUUGGGAGCCAGGACGAUUCUUGUGAUGACCUAUGAGCUGUUCCACGGCGCAACGAACAAAUUAAAGAAACUUACAGUCCUGCGGUUGGUGGUCGAUGAAGCACAUUACAUCCAGCAGACCAGUGCCGACUUCCGUCCCACUGUCAAGAGUGCCUUGCAGCUGG